Molecule: messenger RNA, 4456 nt
Organism: Scleropages formosus (Asian bonytongue)
Lineage: Eukaryota; Metazoa; Chordata; Actinopteri; Osteoglossiformes; Osteoglossidae
Product: glutamate receptor ionotropic, kainate 2
Exons: 17
Coding region: 1-2793 (930 amino acids)
Biological process (GO): monoatomic ion transport
Cellular component (GO): membrane
Molecular function (GO): signaling receptor activity; ligand-gated monoatomic ion channel activity
Source: RefSeq, a predicted model, not a curated record
AUGCGUCAGGGUAACCCAUACGGAGCGGACGGCGUCGAGGAGGAGCCGGGUGCCGACGGCCUUGCAUGUCGUGGCCCCUUUGCUUCUGUCUGCGGCUCUUUAGGUGGCAGAAAGGGGAGCCUCCUGGGCCCACGGCUACAUCUGACGAGCUUCGAAGCCCACGGGACGUGGUGGAGCAGUGGAGGAAUUUUUGAAUCCAUCGAAAGUGGUCCUUCGGGUGCAGAGGAGCUGGCCUUUAAAUUUGCUUUAAAUACGAUCAACAGGAACAGAACUCUACUGCCAAACACAACACUGACGUACGACAUCCAAAGGAUAAACAUUUAUGACAGUUUUGAAGCUUCAAGAAAAGCCUGUGACCAGCUAUCCCUAGGCGUGGCGGCUAUCUUUGGCCCCUCCCACAGCUCAUCAGCCAACGCCGUCCAGUCCAUCUGCAACGCACUGGGGGUGCCUCACAUCCAGACCAAAUGGAAGCACCAAGUGUCUGACAACAGGGACUCCUUCUACGUCAGCCUUUACCCUGACUUCUCGUCCCUUAGCCGGGCUAUCCUUGACCUGGUUCACUUCUUCAAGUGGAGGACGGUGACUGUGGUGUAUGAUGACAGCACAGGGCUCAUUCGGCUUCAAGAGCUCAUCAAGGCCCCGUCUCGCUACAACAUCCGCCUGAAGAUCCGGCAGUUGCCAGUGGAGACGAAGGAUGCCAAGCCGCUGCUGAAGGAGAUGAAGCGCGGGAAGGAGUUCCACGUGAUCUUUGACUGUGGCCACGAGAUGGCAGCUGGAAUUCUCAAACAAGCGCUGGCCAUGGGCAUGAUGACGGAGUAUUACCACUACAUCUUUACAACGCUGGACCUCUUUGCUCUGGAUGUGGAGCCGUACCGCUACAGCGGGGUCAACAUGACCGGCUUCCGCAUCCUCAACACGGAGAACGCCCAGGUGUCCUCCAUCAUUGAGAAGUGGUCCAUGGAGCGGCUCCAGGCUCCACCCAAACCCGACUCUGGCCUGCUGGAUGGCUUCAUGACGACGGACGCGGCCCUCAUGUAUGACGCCGUACACGUGGUGGCUGUGGCAGUCCAGCAGUCCCAGCAGAUCACGGUCAGCUCCCUGCAGUGCAACCGCCACAAGCCCUGGCGCUUCGGCAACCGCUUCAUGGCCCUGAUCAAGGAGGCACACUGGGAGGGUUUGACCGGCCGAAUAACAUUCAAUAAAACCAAUGGCCUGAGGACUGACUUUGACUUGGAUGUGAUCAGCCUGAAGGAGGAAGGCCUUGAAAAGAUUGGCACAUGGGACCCACCAAGUGGCCUAAACAUAACAGAGAACCAGAAGGGCAAGCUGACCAACGUCAAUGACUCCAUGUCCAACAGGACCUUGGUUGUCUCCACCAUUCUGGAGGAGCCCUACGUGAUGUUCAAGAAGUCAGACAAGCCCUUGUAUGGCAAUGAUCGCUUCGAGGGUUACUGCAUCGACCUACUGCGUGAGCUGGCUCAAAUCCUGGGCUUCAACUACGAGGUGCAGCUGGUGGAGGACGGCAAGUACGGAGCGCAGGAGGAGACCACUGGCCAGUGGAAUGGCAUGGUCAGGGAGCUCAUGGACCACAAAGCUGACCUGGCGGUGGCUCCUCUUGCCAUCACCUAUGUGCGGGAGAAGGUCAUCGACUUCUCCAAGCCUUUCAUGACGCUGGGGAUAAGUAUUUUGUACCGGAAGCCCAACGGUACAAACCCCGGGGUUUUCUCCUUCCUCAACCCGCUCUCGCCCGAUAUCUGGAUGUAUAUUCUGCUGGCUUACUUGGGUGUCAGUUGUGUGCUGUUUGUCAUAGCCAGGUUUAGCCCCUAUGAGUGGUAUAAUCCUCAUCCAUGCAACCCCGACUCUGACGUGGUGGAAAACAAUUUCACGUUGCUAAAUAGUUUCUGGUUCGGAGUUGGAGCUCUCAUGCAGCAAGGUUCAGAGCUGAUGCCCAAAGCCCUCUCCACCCGGAUAGUGGGUGGCAUCUGGUGGUUUUUCACGCUCAUCAUCAUUUCUUCCUACACCGCUAACCUCGCAGCCUUCCUCACUGUGGAGCGCAUGGAGUCGCCCAUUGACUCGGCUGACGACCUUGCCAAGCAGACCAAGAUCGAGUACGGUGUGGUGGAGGACGGCUCUACCAUGACCUUCUUCAAGAAAACAAAGAUAUCCACUUACGACAAGAUGUGGGAGUUCAUGAGCAGCCGGAGGCAUUCUGUGAUGGUGAAGAGCGUGGAGGAAGGCAUCCAGAGGGUGCUGACCUCCGACUAUGCCUUCCUUAUGGAGUCCACCACCAUCGAGUUUGUCACGCAGCGCAACUGCAACCUGACGCAGAUCGGCGGCCUCAUCGACUCCAAGGCCUACGGGGUCGGCACACCCAUGGGCUCUCCGUACCGGGACAAGAUCACCAUCGCCAUCCUGCAGCUGCAGGAGGAGGGCAAGCUGCACAUGAUGAAGGAGAAGUGGUGGAGAGGCAAUGGCUGCCCAGAGGAGGAGAGCAAAGAGGCCAGCGCCCUAGGCGUGCAGAACAUCGGCGGCAUCUUCAUUGUGCUGGCCGCUGGCCUCGUCCUCUCUGUGUUUGUGGCCGUGGGCGAGUUCUUAUAUAAGUCCAAACAAAAUGCACAACUUGAAAAGAGGUCCUUCUGCAGUGCCAUGGUGGACGAGCUGCGCGUGUCGCUCAAGUGCCAGCGGCGACUCAAACACAAGCCCCAGGCCCCGGUGAUGGUCAAGACCGAAGAAGUCAUCAAUAUGCACACGUUCAAUGACAGAAGACUACCCGGCAAGGAAACCAUGGCAUAAACUACAGCAGUGAUGAUAACGAAAAGGAACGCCAUCUUCGUUUUUGUUCAUUGGUGGAGAUGAUGGGGGAACGGUCUGAUGAGGGAGGGUGGGUUUGCGGGUGGGUGUAGGCGACCAACUGAAAGUGGCGGGGGGCAGGGUCUGAAUUUGGGAUCGGGAAACAGGCGGAUGCCCGGAGCACAGACUGUCAUCAUUGUUCAAAACAAUUUGCCAGAAAAAAAAAUGUUUCCUGUGGAAAUACAUGAACCCGGGCAAAAUCCAGUGAGUUACCUCAUAGAAUCUGAUACGUGGAGGAGGACUGCUACAAAAUUCAGAAAUUAAAAUGUUAAAAAACCAAACAUGAACGAACUGGGGCGGAGCAAGGUGGAGGGGAGGUAUGCCUGUGUUUGGGUUCUGCAGAUAUAGUUUGCGCUUAACUGUCCAUGUUAUUGGAGUGUUUCGGUGUAAAUCAGAGACUGUUCUCUAGACAUGAACGUAUACAGUAUUGCCCAGAGAAUAUGCAUCACACACAUGCAGUAUAAACCGGGAGAAAGCAGCUAAUGUACAGCCUGCAAAAGGGAUACGUUUUAUUUUUUCUUUUUUAUUGUCAUAAUUUCAGUAUGUUUUAUAACCUUUAUAAGAAAAAAAUUAGCAGAAUGGAAAACAUGGCUCCAAAUACACGUCCGGGCCGAGUCAACGCGCCGCCGGAGACCAAAAAGAAAGAGAACCUUUUCUUGGGAAGAUAAUAUUAAGCUGUCAGAAUUCUUCAAUAUGAAGAGUAAAUGUAAUAUUCUAGCGGCAAUAAGUUGUUUUUUUCCCCCUCUCGGAUUUAUUCAUAUUUCUAGCAAGUUACUUAAUGUACCGAUUGGCAGCCAUGUGUCUAUAAGAAUGUUUAUUUCUCAUCUUUAGUAGAAGAGAAUCUUGCCAUUCUUAGGAUUACACAGAAAUAGUGAGCUUCACCCAAAGAUGCUGGGGCCUGUAUACACCCUGACCCCCCCAUCCCCAUCUGUGCUUUACCAGAAUGUAGACCCUGGGGGGUAAGACCGCCAAAAUAAUACUCACACUUACUUUAAGCAGGACAAUUCUAUUUAUACUGUUAUUUAUUAUUUUAAUGUAUACAUUUGUUUAUUUGUCAUGUCAUGAAAUCCAUCAAGACAGCCAUGAGGAUUGAUCUUGCUCAGAAUUCUUGCAAGUUUUAUUUUCAUUUCCGUUCUUCUUUGUAGUCUUUUUUGUUCUUUUAGUUUUAUUAUUAGUUUUUAAUCUGUUAUAGGCGAAAUCUUUACUUUCUUGUGGAUACAAACGUUUUUUGUACGAAGAAAAACAAAGACUAUUUUGUAGUCAUUUUUAUUAACCAAGCCAGGGGGUGUCAUGUCGGGGGGGGUCGGCAAACCCCGACACUCCCCGGGCGCUCUGCGGCUGUCUGAGCGUGACCCACUCCUUGACAGGUGUCCAUGGCAACCCGAAAACACUCUCCGAGUGUGCACGGUCCUUCGCUAAGUGUGGGGGCUUCAGCAUGCCUGGUGGUGCAGAAGUGACACGUGUUUUCGAGAAUAAACUAUUUUUUAUCAUUUAAAGGAAUCACAUUUAAAGAAAAUAUUUUUACUUCAAGUAAAACCAGAAUGGACAAACAAAAUAUAUAUGAAGAAUAAAAGUAAGACUGCCAGUAUUGCUUAUCAUUCUACGA